Messenger RNA from Lethenteron reissneri (Far Eastern brook lamprey), 1137 nucleotides. RefSeq names its product NXPE family member 2-like. The record is from RefSeq and is a predicted model, not a curated record. NCBI's taxonomy places the organism in Eukaryota, Metazoa, Chordata, Hyperoartia, Petromyzontiformes, Petromyzontidae.
AGCAAUUACUAGACUAGCAAACAGCAUACUUGGCCAGUAGGAAGCCAUUGCUUGGCUGCACCUAGCCAUCGAUGAGCCUCCCAUUGUGUCUGUACCAGAUGGACGUUUAUUUUGAAGAGUCAUGGAAAGCUUUGACCCCCAAUUAAUUGACCCCAAUUUUUUCCCCUUUUCAUAUUCAUUUAUGUUUUCGACAAACAUUACUUUAACAAUAUUCCGUUUUAUAGAAUUAAAUUGGGGUCACAAGACAUCUGGACGACCCAAGGUGAACAGGAAACGGUUGUGAUUACUGGCCAAGUAGCAUUGCCCGGGCCUGGCUCCCAAUCGUUAACGUCUCUAAAUGAUUGCGAAAAGCGGGCAUGGCCUAGCAGUCGGCGUGGUCUUGGCGGUGUCUAAGAGACCUGCAGCCUUCACAGGAAGCGCUACCUGAUGGAUAGAUUUAAAAUGAUGUGUGUUGCUUUUCUUACAGGUUUCGGGAUUGUAGAUCGUGACCUACCUGGAAAAGAUGUGCAAAAUAUUGCCGUUGAUGAAUACAACAUUACAUUAAAUUGGUAUUAUCACAACUACCCUUUUAUUGCCACGAGAAUAACCUCAAAAAAAGACUUCAGAUACAUAGCUCAUCGAAUUGAUAACAUCACCGGUGGGAGCGAUACGGUCAUAGCAAUCUCCCUCGGCGCUCAUUUCACACCCUUCCCUCUGCACGUGUUUCAAACGAGAAUGCACAACAUUAAAGCGGCAGUGGAGAAACUCCUGAUUCGAAGCCCUCAAACGAAGGUCAUUGUUAAAUUAUCCAACGUGAGAGAAAACAGCGGAGUGGCGAUCUUUAAUAACUGGAACACAUUUAAGCUUAACCAAGUCCUCUUGGAAGUGUUUAAAACCAUGAAUGUGGCAUUUAUUGAUGCGUGGGAUAUGACUGCUGUACUUAACUCUGCUAAAAUUCACCCAAAUGAGCAUAUUGUAAAAAACCAAAUUGAUUCGUUUUUAUCUUUUGUUUGCUAAUCUUUUUCUUUUAACGUCUUGUAUAUCUAACUUGCGAAUUACAAUCAAAGACGAUACGUACAUUUUGUUUUUAUGUAUAUAAAUAUCAUUAUGAAGUGAAAUGUUUUCAUGUGAAAUAAAUAAAUACCUCUCUGAUUUAAA